This is a messenger RNA of Prunus dulcis (almond), 1949 nucleotides long. RefSeq names its product WD40 repeat-containing protein HOS15-like. The record is from RefSeq and is a predicted model, not a curated record. Gene Ontology annotation, biological process: regulation of transcription by RNA polymerase II. Gene Ontology annotation, cellular component: histone deacetylase complex. The transcript has 14 exons. Gene Ontology annotation, molecular function: transcription corepressor activity; protein binding. Bases 140 to 1816 code for a protein of 558 amino acids. Lineage: Eukaryota; Viridiplantae; Streptophyta; Magnoliopsida; Rosales; Rosaceae.
AAAUUUUACACAUAGGCCCAGCGGCCAACGUCUCUCUCUGCCUAGGAAGUAAGUAAGAAGUACGGCGGUGGCUUUAGGCUUCUGGCUCCGCGAUAGACACCUGAACCUAGGGUUUGGAGCUUCAACGUUGACGACGACGAUGAUCUCCCUCACCUCCAACGAAUUGAACUACCUAGUCUUCCGUUACCUCCACGAAUCAGGCUUUACGCAUUCAGCUUACGCCUUUGGAUACGAGGCCGAGCUUCACAAAAGCACGAUUGACGGUAAUGUAGUUCCGCCAGGCGCACUUGUUACGUUUAUCCAGAAAGGGCUUCAGUAUCUUGAGCUGGAAGCAGACUUGAGCAGCAGUAGUGAUGCGGACAUGGACGACGACUUUUCGUUUCUGCAACCGUUGGAUCUUAUCACGAAAGAUGCUUAUCAAUUACAGAAAAUGGUCAGGGAGAAGAAGGACAGGAUGAACGCAGCUAACCAGAAAAAUGAGAGCAAGGAGGAAAGUGAAAGGGAAAAUCCUCGAGAAGUAGAGGAGGAAAGAAGAGAUAGGGAAAAGGAAGAAGAAGAGGAUCGGGAGGACAAGUCGCACAAGGAGAGGGAACAAGAAAUUGAUAAAGAGAAUGAAGAAACACACGAGGAUCACAAUGAGAUUGAGAAAAUGGAACCUGAAGAAAAUGGAACUUGUGGAGGGGUGGAACCAAUGGAAAUAACUCCAAGCUCAAUAUCCUUGCCUAGUGAAAUUCCUAGCUCUGACGUAACAGUUCUAGAAGGCCAUACCUCAGAGGUUUUUGCUUGUGCAUGGAGUCCAUCGGGUUCACUUCUUGCAUCUGGGUCUGGAGAUUCAACAGCGCGAAUUUGGACCAUUGCAGAUGGAGGUUGUGGAUCUGGCAUGCAAAAUGAGCCUGCAAAUGUUGCGGUUUUAAAGCAUUUCAAAGGUAGAGCCAAUGAGAAAAGCAAGGACGUGACCACACUUGAUUGGAAUGGUGAUGGGACAUUGCUUGCAACAGGUUCUUACGAUGGCCAAGCAAGAAUAUGGAGUAGAGAUGGAGAGUUAAGGACUACAUUAAUCAAACAUAAAGGUCCAAUCUUUUCUCUGAAGUGGAACAAGAAAGGUGAUUAUCUUCUGAGUGGCAGUGUGGAUAAAACCGCAAUUGUGUGGGACAUAAAGAGUGGGGAAUGGAAACAGCAGUUUGAAUUUCAUUCAGCUCCAACCCUGGAUGUUGAUUGGCGGAACAAUGUUUCCUUUGCAACGUGCUCCACUGAUACUUUGAUACAUGUUUGCAAGGUUGGAGAGAACCAACCAAUCAAAACUUUCUCAGGGCAUCAGGGUGAAGUCAAUGCUAUUAAGUGGGAUCCAACCGGCUCUUUGUUGGCUUCUUGCUCUGAUGAUUAUACUGCAAAGAUAUGGAGUACGAAGCAGGACAAAUAUUUGCAUGAUUUGAAGGAACAUGUUAAGGAGAUAUAUACCAUCCGGUGGAGUCCAACAGGACCAGGCACAAAUAAUCCCAAUCAACAGUUAGUUCUAGCAAGCGCUUCCUUUGACUCAACUAUAAAACUAUGGGAUGUGGAACUAGGGAGACUUCUCUACAGCUUCAAUGGCCACAGGGAUCCGGUAUACUCCGUUGCAUUCAGCCCGGAUGGCGAGUACUUGGCCAGUGGAUCUAUGGAUAAAUGUAUGCACAUAUGGUCCGUGAAGGAAGGCAAAAUUGUAAAAACAUACACAGGAAAUGGGGGGAUAUUUGAAGUUUGUUGGAACAAGGAAGGUGACAAGGUCGCUGCUUGUUUUGCUAACAACGUAGUAUGUGUUGUGGAUUUCCGAAUGUAAGAUUUUCAACUUUUAUGUUCAUUAUCAUUUUAUUAUUAUUUUCAGUUGGGGUAGAUUCCCAUUUAUCUUUAAAUGACAAUGAAGAGCUUUCUUUCUAUGUUAUGUUGUGCUAGUAAAAAAAAUUUAUUUUUUA